AUGGAGUCCGCCGGUACGUACGACGAGCACGCGCCGUACGCUCGACUCAUGGGUCUCGUCAAACAACUGCCGCAGAAUAGUGGACAAGCCGGAAACGAUGAAUUCCGUAUGGCAGCCUACUUGCCUCACCUUGUGAAAGGUGAGACGAACAUGAUUCUCCAUGGUCCUACUCGUAUGUCACCUCAGCAACGAUCCUUCUGGUCAUCAAAGCUGACCAUUACUGCAGCUUCAGGCAAGACCACCACCAUGCUUGUUGGCAUUGUCGAACGCGUUCAGAAGCACGUCAACAGCCAAGGCCGCUCACUGUCCUCCCAUUCCCAUCCAAAGGCAUUGGUCAUCGUACCCUCAUGCUACCUAUGCCGCAGAACCGCGGAUCUAGCUCGCUUUCUGGCCCAGGGUUCCGGUUCCCAGGAUAUUACGGUCCUCUCCGCUCAUGACGAUGACGUAGUUCUGAAAGGUGAAUGCAAGAAUGGCGCCGACAUUAUUGUCACUACUCCCAUGAUGCUUACGAGGAUCUUCCAAUCGGUCAGCAUUGACUGGUCCGAGACCUUGAUCCUGGGGCUUGAUGACGCCGAGCGUUGCAUGAGCUACUGGAUUGUUCAAGCGUUCGUUUGCUGCGGCAAGCUCUUCCAGACCUGCAAAAACAGGGUCCAAAUCAUUGCGACUGGCAGGAUUGUCGACAGGGGUCUCUUGGAAAAAGCGAACCACGAGCGGUUGUGCAAGGAUACGGUAGAUGUACAAUCGGUCUCACCAUCCCUCAACAUUCCGCACGGCGUUCACUGCGUCGACUCUUCUCAAGUCAGUGUUCGGGCGGGAAAGGCAGCUGAAAUUGUCCAGAGCAUCCUGAAGGGAGCCGUGAGCCCCAAGAGGCUUUCACCGCUCAUCACCACCGUCUGGGCUACACCUGCCCGUGCCACCACCGCGGCAAAUAUCUUCAAAGACAUAAUGCCUCACAUGGACACCGACGUCGUGCACUCGUUGGAUGAAGAUGUCACUCAGUCCGAGGUCACGCUGAGCCGCCGAGAAUUCGCAGUCGCAGAUGCCACGGGCUUCGGUACGUACGAGGUUCUCCAAGGCAGGCCUACCGACGGCGAGAACGACUCUCGCCCUCCCCUGAUCCUGAUCAUCCAUGCGGACAUGGCGCAUGAUACACCGGAGACGUCGUCGUGGCACGCGUGGUUCAAGAACACGUCCCGCAUCAGCGGAAACGGGAAGAAUGCCGGGUGUCUAACUUUCUUCAAUCCUCGGAAACAGUCGGACGUCAUCGUUGCGACCAACUUGCGAGACAUGCUCCUCCACGAGGAAUACCGUCAUGUUGUUCCACGUGGGCUUUCGUUCCUCAAAGAUGGCCCGAGGCGGGAUGCGAAGAAAAGUGACGAGACAAGUGACGAUGGAGCUGAAGAGGAUGGCGACGGAGAGGAUGGCUUCGUCCUAGUCUGA
Molecule: messenger RNA, 1440 nt
Organism: Diplodia corticola
Lineage: Eukaryota; Fungi; Ascomycota; Dothideomycetes; Botryosphaeriales; Botryosphaeriaceae
Exons: 1
Coding region: 1-1440 (479 amino acids)
Molecular function (GO): nucleic acid binding; ATP binding
Source: RefSeq, a predicted model, not a curated record